Endocarpon pusillum Z07020 is the source of this 1704-nucleotide messenger RNA. RefSeq lists its product as uncharacterized. The record is from RefSeq and is a predicted model, not a curated record. The coding region runs from base 1 to 1704 and encodes 567 amino acids. The transcript is spliced from 2 exons. NCBI's taxonomy places the organism in Eukaryota, Fungi, Ascomycota, Eurotiomycetes, Verrucariales, Verrucariaceae. Gene Ontology annotation, molecular function: LPPG:FO 2-phospho-L-lactate transferase activity.
AUGAGUCGAGGCAUAGUUGUUUUCUCUGGCGGCAGUGCUGCUAACAGUCUUGUCGAUGUUUUCAAUUCCGUGCGAGACAGUAAAAAUUGUCCUCUGAGCUACAUCAUCCCCAUCAGUGACAACGGCGGCUCUUCGUCGGAAUUGAUACGAGUCUUCGGCGGACCAGGCAUAGGAGAUGUGAGAAGUCGUCUCGUUCGUCUUAUACCCACUCAUCCGAGGUCUACCGAACGUACUGCCAUUGCCAACCUUUUUAACCACCGUCUUUCCUCCUCCUCUUCCCACGCAGCCUCCGUCGAAUGGCAAGCCCUAGUAUCUGGCACCUCUCCGUUGUGGUCCUUGAUUCCCUCCUCCAAGAAACAACUCAUCCGCUCCUUCUUCAACCUCCUCAACCUUGAGAUACUCAAGCGCUCCCGCCCACCAACCUCAACCUUUGACUUUACUUCUGCAAGUGUUGGCAACCUGUUCCUAACCGGUGCUCGCCUGUUCAGCGGAAGCUUCGAAUCAGCUAUUUAUCUGCUGGGCAGCAUAUGUGGUGUGCCCGACGACAUAGUCCGCGUAAUCCCAGCCAUAAACAGCAACUUUACCCACCACAUUGCUGCCGGUCUUGCCGACGGCUCAGUUAUCGUAGGGCAGAACAGCAUCUCUCAUCCCUCGGAGCACACAGCUCUUGAAGCUCCAUCUUCGCCUUUGUCGCCCGGCAGUAAAAAACGUCGCAGCCGUCUUAGCCUAGGCGACCCGGAAGCCAUUCCUACGGAUGACGAACUAGCAGCAGCGACGCUUGACAGCGACCACGAAUUGAAGUAUGGAGGAGAAGCAGAUCCUGAACACGAGGACGCCAAUCUUCCGGGUAGCCUCGCGACGCUUCGCAAACCCAACAUCAAAUUCUCCAAAUCCUACUCCCACAACUCUUCGUCUCCCACGAAUGAUGACCUCCCCUCCCGUAUCGAGCGCGUAUGGUACAUCAACCCCUACGGCCAAGAAAUCUCUCCACCGCCAAAUCCCAGAGUAUGUGAAGCUAUCCGCUCCGCCCAAGCCAUCAUCUACAGCAUCGGCAGCCUCUACACAUCCAUCAUCCCAAGCAUUGUGCUCCGAGGCGUCGGAGAAGCAAUCCGCCAGUCUCCCGCCACGAGGACGAAAAUCCUGAUUCUGAAUGGGAGUCUGGAUCGCGAGGUCGGACCGAGACGCGAGCCAUUCACCGCACUGGAUUUCGUGGAAGCGAUCGUCAGGGCCGGGGAGGAGAGCAGAGGGGUGAGCUGGAGAGGCGUUUCACCGCAACGGGAAGCGGUACCUCCCACCGGCGAAGCAGCACCCGCAGCACCAACCGUCAAUGGCACCGCGUCCGCUCCUACCCCGCCGAAACCCCACCCCCCAUCAAUCCAUGCAACAUACAUAACCCACCUGAUCCACCUCUCCGGGGCCUCCGAGAUGGUCCCCCACGUCGACGCGUCCCGCCUCCGCGCCCUGGGCAUCCACACCGUGAAACUCUACGGCCGCAAGAUCGAGGAGACGAGCGCCGAUGGGGCGGAGACGCUGGUCAAGGGGAUGAAAUACGACCCCGAAGCGCUGAAGGGCGCGCUCGACACGAUCCUCGGCCGCAGGGGGAUGGGCGUGCUGGACAACGCGGCUGCGGGUGACGAGGUCGCGUUGGAGCUAGGGCCUGUGGGCAGGGGUCUGAUGACUCGGAGGAAUACUCUCGAGGCUUGA